Messenger RNA from Musa acuminata AAA Group (dessert banana), 1353 nucleotides. RefSeq names its product ranBP2-type zinc finger protein At1g67325-like. The record is from RefSeq and is a predicted model, not a curated record. The transcript is spliced from 8 exons. The coding region runs from base 140 to 988 and encodes 282 amino acids. NCBI's taxonomy places the organism in Eukaryota, Viridiplantae, Streptophyta, Magnoliopsida, Zingiberales, Musaceae.
AUCAAACUCGAUCAAGAGAUCAUAAGAUAACUCGACCGCCCUGCACUGGACUCGCCCUUUCGGCACCCGCGAGUCGCCGCCCUGCUCGAAGCCGGCGCUUUCCCUUACAGCGUGCCUUCCGCUCCUCCCCCUUCGUCUCAUGUCUUCCACCAAGAUGGAUGAUCGAGGCUCAGUACGAUCCAAAAGGCCCCGCAGCGAGGGUUUUAGGCGUGAUGGAGAUUGGACUUGCCCUCAAUGUGGAAAUGUGAACUUCAGUUUUAGGACAGCAUGCAAUCGUGGAAGUUGUGGUGCUGCCCGGCCAUCUGCCAGUCCCAGUCCAGUGAGCUUAAUAACUAGAACAACGCCUGUCCAUGGUACUUUUGAUCAUCCAGGGCCUAGUUAUUAUGGUGAUGUCGGGGUCCCACCACCCAUGCGACUUGGAAUGUUGAGUGGCUAUCCUUCCUCCUUUACACUUCAUCGGAUGCAGUAUGGUUAUGGACCACCCAGUGGUGCUCCUGGCCCAUACAGUCUUCUCUCUCCAUAUGGUCCAUCAGGACCUCUAGGAGUUUAUGGUUAUGGCCCUGGUCCUGUCAUGGAUGGAUAUGGUGGCCCUGGUACUGUCAUGGAUGGAUAUGGUGGCCCUGGUCCUAUCAUGGACAGAUAUGGCUAUGGGUACGAAGGAUCUCCAAUGCCGACAUCAGGUCCAGCAUCUAGAGAGCUGUUUGAUAAUAGUACUUCACGUAAACGUCGUGGAGGUCCUGAUGGGUUAUUGGAGGGUGAUUGGAUAUGUCCUCAAUGUGAGAAUGUUAACUUUGCCUUCAGAACAACUUGUAACAUGAAGAAAUGUGGAACUCCUAAGCCUACCACUGCCCCAAACCGACACAGCAAGGAUGUAUCAGAUGCCCCAGAAGGUAGCUGGACUUGUGACAAAUGUAACAAUCUCAAUUAUCCAUUCCGGAACGUGUGCAACCGGAAAGGCUGUGAAAACGAGAAGCCUUCUUCUACUUAAAGCAAAUAGCUCAGGGACCAAUUGGCGCACUUCAUAUAGCCUCAAUUGGAUUCUUGACGCUAGGUUCGUCGGAUUCUCCAUUGCAGUUUACCAGCUUUUGCUAGUUGCUAAAAUUCAAUUUUGUCUCUCAUCAACGGUCGGUUUCUGAGGUAUUGCUGAUGCACACAUAUAUCGUGAUGAUGGAGACAAUGCAAAUUUAUUUGGUUGUAUGCAUUUUCUGAGCAUAGUUGGAUCCCUUGUAUUCGCUGUGGUACCAUUAGGUUCUUUUAAGUUUUGGUACUGUUGAAUAAAACCUCUCAGAAUUGUAAGAUGUCGCUGCGGCGUUGAACUGACUUGUUGUGAUACUAAAUAGGACAAGUUCAGUA